Molecule: messenger RNA, 2055 nt
Organism: Phragmites australis (common reed)
Lineage: Eukaryota; Viridiplantae; Streptophyta; Magnoliopsida; Poales; Poaceae
Exons: 10
Coding region: 203-1891 (562 amino acids)
Source: RefSeq, a predicted model, not a curated record
GAAAGUGUUCGAGGCCGGGCCGGGCGGCGGGCAGAACCCAAGGAGAGUUCUCAAAAGAGGGUAAAACAAGAGAGAAGGGUGAGAGUGAGCUCAUCGGCUCAUCGCCGUCCCUCCCAACACGGACCCGGAUCGGGUGCAGUUUCGACUGCUACUGCUACUGCACCCGCACCGUGCGCCGUGCGGCCUGAGGCGGCGGCGAAGAAUGGCGGAGCCGGACUGGAUCCUGGAGAGGGAGCGGAGGCAGAUGGAGCAGAUCCUGGAGCUGGACAUGGAGGAGCUCCAGGUCGAGGAGGUCGAAGACGCCGGCUCCUCCUCCUCCGACGACGUCGACACCUUCCUCAGAAAUACUCAUGGGAGUGGAGGGAUUAGUGCUUCCGAAGAGCUUACAGUUGAUACAUCUCUGGUUUCCCUGCGAGUACAUACCUAUCUUGAGGCAGAGGUCGAUGCUACCCGGGGCAUAUUUGCUUUCUUGGAUGCUGGCACAGUCCUCAAUUUGCCAAUGUUUUAUCUUCAAGGAGUUGUUUUGUUUCCUGAAGCUGCCCUACCUCUUCGAGUAAUUCAGCCUAGAUUACUUGUGGCUAUUGACAAGGCUAUUAAUCAUGUUGAUGCUCCAUGCAUGAUAGGCGUGGUUCAUGUUUAUCAACACACAAAUGAUGGACAUCAUGCUAUUGCUUCUGUCGGGACAACUGCGGAGAUACAGGAAAUUCAACAGUUAGAUGACGGUGCAUCACGUGUUUUCUCUCGUGGUCAGCAACGAUUUCGUCUUAUACGCCGUUGGUUGGACGUGGAUGGAAUACCAUGGGGUGAAGUCCAAAUCAUUGAAGAAGAUACACCUCUCAGAACUCCAAGAGAUGCAUUUGGACAGUUAGCUGCAAGUAGCACUUUCAGGCAAUGUGCUUCAUCAAUGCCCAGUUUGCAUGUGUCUCGUUUCAAACAACUUGAUCAUGUGGAUUCUGAACUAGAUUGGGAUUCUCUAUCAGUAUCACCCACUAGCACUACAAGUGAUCAGUCAGUAACAGAUAAAAGAAUAUACCUUUCAGGUUCUCAGUCCAGUGGCUCAGUAAGGUGUGGUAUUUCAGACGAGUCCUCAAAUGAAGAUGAAGGUCCCAUGCAUGAACUGUCUUGUCAGAACCAUGAUUAUGCAAAAAAAGUUGGCGCAUAUGGUCAUCCGGAUAAGCAUACAAACACAGGAGGUGAGGAUGAUAUUUGCUUCACACCCUCAAAAUCCUUUUCGAGAGUAAGGAAGAAAGAUACUGAACAACAGAGACACUACAGUGCUGCUUAUAAUUUAAAGAUGGCGUCACAGGCUCCAUUGUCAUUUUGGCCUCGUUGGGCUUAUGAAAUGUAUGAUUCGUAUUCACUUGCUUGGAGAGCUGCAGAUUUGUGGAGACAGGUAAUUGUAAACCCUAGCAUGGAUGAUCAUGUGAGAAAACCAGAUCUUCUAUCGUUUUACAUUGGAAGCAAACUUCCUAUCUCAGAAUCUCUGAGGCAAGAAUUGCUUGAGCUUGAUGGAGUCUCAUAUCGACUACAGCGGGAGAUACAGCUACUCAAGGCCUUUAAUAUCAUUCGGUGCAGAAAUUGCCUGACUCUUAUUGCAAGACGAAGUGACAUGGUGUCUAAUGAUGGCCCUAUUGGUACUAAUAUCAAGCAGCGCGGUUGUGCGAAAGAGAUGAUUACCGUAUGCAAUGCCACCGGCCUUGCACUGCGUGGCGACCCUUCAAAAGUUUACAGCUGGUUCCCAGGAUAUGCAUGGACGAUUGCAUUGUGUGCUGCCUGUGAGUCCAACAUGGGCUGGCUGUUCAGAGCCGACAAGAAGAAUAUGGAUCCAAAAUCCUUCUGGGUGAUACGCACUUCCCAAAUUUCAGACGAUACGCAAUCAAGGCAGGUCUGAUCAUCCAUGUAUGGCUGUGUGGCCGUGGGUUUCAAUCCAUGUACUUCUGCCCUUUCAAUUUGCCUGCUUUUGCUUCCCAGAAAUGCAGAGGGAAGACUUCUCAGUAAAUUUGGCUUGUGGAUUGCGGAGGGAAGAGUUCUCUGAAAAUUUGUUGUGGGUGUGAA